This is a messenger RNA of Tarenaya hassleriana, 1332 nucleotides long. RefSeq names its product monothiol glutaredoxin-S9. Gene Ontology annotation, cellular component: nucleus; cytoplasm. The record is from RefSeq and is a predicted model, not a curated record. Lineage: Eukaryota; Viridiplantae; Streptophyta; Magnoliopsida; Brassicales; Cleomaceae. Bases 644 to 943 code for a protein of 99 amino acids. The transcript has a single exon.
UUGUAGAAUAUUUCUGCAAUGUAAGGUUGCAUACAAUACACCCUUAUGGUGGGAUCUCUUUCUGGAUCUUCGUACGGGAUAUUUUGUGUACCGGGUUGCCCUGUACAAGUCCAAUAUUCUUAUAGCAUCUGCAGAAAAUGGUCCAUAAAAUGAACCAAUACCCAUCCAUACAUUAUGCUUCUUUUCUUUCUGCAACAAAGUUUAAGCAGAAACAACACAAGAUUGUAUGCUCUAUCAAAAUGCUAAUCUCGGUAUCUUACUGGAAAAAGCAAAUAUCAAAUCAGCAAAUUUCUGUCGGUCUCCUGACAACACCAAGACAGGAAAAAAUGUUCUGUCCCGAGCGAAUCAUUUUGGAACCUACCGAAAGUUUUUCAACUUUUAUCUCUCUCUGAGACAGAGGAUUCUUGUUCUUCCUUCUUCUGCAUAUAUAUAUAUAUAUAUAGUGUGGUAUUGGAGCCAUUGAAUUCCCAUACCACAUCAAGCAAUACAACUCACCUACCUGAAACUCGAAACCUCGGUUUGGUUGGUUGAGUUCAGACCCAGGUUUGCUAUCAUGGGUUCUCAGUUCUAAUCCUCUGCAAAAGAAGAACCACCUCUAGCGUUACUUCUUCCUCUAAGAAACCAACCCUAAUUUCGUUGAGAAAUGGACAAGGUGAUGAGGAUGUCGUCGGAGAAAGGGGUGGUUAUAUUCAGCAAGAGCUCGUGUUGUCUGUCCUACGCUGUCCAAGUUCUCUUCCAAGAUAUAGGGGUUCAUCCAACGGUCCACGAGAUCGACACCGACCCCGAUUGCCGGGAAAUCGAGAAGGCCCUGAUGAGGAUCGGUUGUUCCACGCCGGUCCCAGCCGUCUUCAUCGGCGGCAAACUCAUCGGCUCGACCAAUGAAGUCAUGUCUCUCCACCUAAGAGGCUCUCUGGUUCCUCUGGUCAAAACCAUCACAGGCUAACUUUGUGUCAAAUGUGGGGUUCAAAAGCUACUAACUAUGGAGAUUGGUCUGAAUAAGCAGAGAGAGACUUCAGCUUUGUAAUCUGUUACAUGUAGUUCCAUUGCUGGUUGUGUAAUCUGGGGCAAGUGUAAAAUUGUAUUUGAUGCAGUCAGUAUAUACAUACGUAUGAUUAUUUGACAUGACGAAAGUAUGAGAUUCGUGGACAAGCCAUAAGGACAUAACUAUAUAACAUUAAGCAGGCAGAACAUUUUUUUAAAGAGAGUUUUAAAAGCAUAUUUCUACAGGUACAGUAACGAGUACAGACAAAUACGUUGUCUGAAUUGCAACUCCAACCGAACAGAACAGAACAGAACAAUGAGAUUUCCUUUUUUUUUUUUUUGUUACUUGGG